AUGUUGUCCAAAUUGUUGUUGAUCCUGGCUGUGGCCGUAGUCAUGGUAAGCAGCCAGUGGUCUGCCACCAUUGACCCGAGUACCGUGUCACCGUCACUGAGGAAGACUUGGUGCCAAUACCAAGAAAAUUCGUGCCCCUUGAUCUGCCUGCAGCUCAACGGGUCUUCCGGUGCUUCAGUGAACACCUGUGAUUCCGCUUCCCUCGACUACUCAUGCAUCUGUACCAAUGGCAUCAGCCCCAACGCUUCCCAAUACUCGGACACAAUGGCCUACUUCAUCUGUACCGAGGCCGGCAACCAGUGCGUCGCCAAGUGUGCGCAGACCGACUCCUCCUGUCAGGCAGCUUGUCGUGACGAUCACCCAUGUGGAGCUCAAGACCCCGUCCGUAUCAACGCGACAACUACCACUACGACCACCACCUCCCCUGCUUCAUCCGCCACCGCCAGCAGCACCUCCAACCCUAUUGGUACCGACGCUGCUACUGGUGGCGCAGUCCGUAUGUCCCUUGAACUUGGCCAGCUGUACGGCCUGUGUGCGUUCGUGGGCGCUUUCGUUGCUGGCUUUGCAGUUCUUCUGUGA
Molecule: messenger RNA, 579 nt
Organism: Penicillium maclennaniae
Lineage: Eukaryota; Fungi; Ascomycota; Eurotiomycetes; Eurotiales; Aspergillaceae
Exons: 3
Coding region: 1-579 (192 amino acids)
Source: RefSeq, a predicted model, not a curated record